Messenger RNA from Umbelopsis ramanniana AG, 534 nucleotides. RefSeq lists its product as uncharacterized. Bases 1 to 534 code for a protein of 177 amino acids. The transcript is spliced from 5 exons. The record is from RefSeq and is a predicted model, not a curated record. NCBI's taxonomy places the organism in Eukaryota, Fungi, Mucoromycota, Umbelopsidomycetes, Umbelopsidales, Umbelopsidaceae.
AUGGCCAACUGGCGCUACUUUGGUGAUCAAUUAGGAGGAGCUUUGGUAAUUGAUGCCGAUACUCCUAGCGUUGGCACAGAUCCAUGUCGAACCAUCUGGAAUAUCUAUGCAGUGAAUAUCGACGGCUCACAUACUAAUGGACCUAUCACACUAUCUCGCAACACCAAAUCAGUUCUUCAAGGAUUGAUUUUGGCUCCAAAUGCUGCCAUCUUGGAUGGACCCACUGGAAACUUUGCUGGAUUGUUGGUUUCGUAUAACUACAAUUGGGAAACAUCAAAUGUUAACAUUCUAGAUUUUACAACUGCAUCUGGCGGCUUGUGUAAAUCGUUCCUUGGAUGUGUUCCCAAUCGAAAUACCACUAGCACUAGCACAUUACCAUCGUCAUCGGUUAGCGUAACAACGUCAUCGAGCUCAGCAUCAUCCUCAAUGGCAUCGUCUACUAUACCUUCGUCAGUGACAUCGACAUCCAGUGUUGCUUCCACUUCAAGCAGUGUAACUGGAGGAUCAUUAAGUACAGGUAUUGAAAUAGUGUAA